Macrobrachium nipponense is the source of this 2765-nucleotide messenger RNA. RefSeq names its product cytochrome P450 302a1, mitochondrial-like. The coding region runs from base 248 to 1861 and encodes 537 amino acids. NCBI's taxonomy places the organism in Eukaryota, Metazoa, Arthropoda, Malacostraca, Decapoda, Palaemonidae. The record is from RefSeq and is a predicted model, not a curated record. Gene Ontology annotation, molecular function: heme binding; iron ion binding; monooxygenase activity. The transcript has 10 exons.
AUGUAGCAUUUGUAGACUGGCAGUGAAACGACCAACAAGAGACGGCUGGCUACUGUGUGGAUUUGUUUGAAUUAACGUACACGAUUUUAUGAACCAACCGUCAGCAGUUACCUGUAUCAUAAUAUUGAAGUCUGUGUGCGCUGAGUGGGCGUUAAACGUUGGCGGGCAUGUGAAACGUUGCAGAAAAACUCGUUUGCUCAAGACUAGUAUAUAACAUUUCAAUCCUCGCAUAUUAACCAUUUCCGAAAUGCUCAAGUUCUAUCAAGGUCCUGUGUGGUGUGCAAGGCAGAGGGAAAUGCUGCCUCUCAUCGUUCGUUGUAAAUCUGCAAAGGCUCUGACUAGCAUGCGAUCUGGAACAGCAACACUUCAUUUUAGUUCCCGAGCCGGUGAUGCCUUGGGAAACCCCAAAGAUUUGGGAAAAGCAGCGGCAAAGCCCUUCAGAGAUAUACCUGGACCAAAGUCUCUGCCACUAGUUGGAACUUUGUAUCUCUAUCUUCCCUUUAUCGGUAAAUACUCAUUUGGUCGACUGCAUCACACCGGUCUCAAGAAACUAAGGGAAUUUGGUCCCAUUGUCCGCGAAGAGCUGAUCAGCAAUGUGAAUCUUCUUCUGUUAUUUGAUCCUCGGGACAUCGAGACGAUGUAUGCGACGGAGGGACGAUACCCAAUGAGACGCUCCCAUGUCGCCCUCGAGAAAUACAGGCUUGAUCGACCCGAGAUGUACAACUCUGGCGGGCUUCUGCCAACAAAUGGACCUGAAUGGUGGAAAUUACGGAGCCCAGCCCAGAAAGUUUUGAGCAGGCCACAGAGCGUCCUCAGCCGCCUUCCAGUUGUCAGUGAGGUUGCCCAAGAUUUCGUUGAUUUGGUUGCUAUCUUACGUGAUCCAGUAACAGGUUUCAUCCCAAAUUUCCUUGAUCUUGAAAAAAGGCUUUUUCUAGAAUUAACUAUGGCAGCAACACUGGAUGUCAGACUUGGCUGCAUCGACAAAGUCAAUCCACAUAAUAUAAGUGAAGAGGCAAUGAGCCUAAUAAAAGCCUCCGACGAUUCCAAUUCCACCAUCUUCAGUACGGACAAUGGACUCCAUCUCUGGAAAGUCUUCAAUACACCAACUUAUAAGAAGUUAACAAAUGGACAAGAUACCAUUUACAGAAUAGCGUAUAAGUAUGUAGACGCCAAAGAUAAUGAACUGAAAAGCCGACCUGAGGAUAACCCAACUACAGUUUUGGAAUAUUUCCUCCUCCGAAGUGGUCUCGAUAAGAAAGACAUCAUUAGUGUAUUCUGCGACACCUUAUUGGCUGGGAUUGACACGGGAAGCGUCACCCUUUCCUUUGCCUUAUAUAAUUUGGCAACAAAUCCAGAAAAACAAGAACUGCUGGCUCAAGAGGCCCGAGAUCUCCUCUCUCAGUCGGAUGGAAAGGUAACGAAAGUCGUCCUAGCACAGGCAAGGUACUUGAAAGCCGUCGUGAAGGAAAGCAGCAGACUCUAUCCAAUAUCUAUAGGCGUUGGAAGGAUUGCUGCUGAAGAAACCGUUAUUAGGGGCUAUAACAUCCCAAAAGGCACUGUAAUUGUGACUCAAAAUCAAGUAUCGUGUCGCCUGCCUGAAUAUUUCGAAAACCCAAACGAGUUCCUGCCCGAGAGAUGGUUCACAAAAGACGCCAUCAAUCCUUUCUUAGUUCUUCCGUUUGGACAUGGUCCCCGAGCCUGUAUUGGAAGAAGAAUGGCUGAGCAAAAUGUGUAUGCAGCACUCAUAAUGAUCGCAGCUAACUAUAAGAUUGGCUGGAAGGGCGGAAAACUGGACUGCUACUCCACUCACACUAAUGAACCCGAUUCUCCACUAGAUUUCACAUUUACUCCAAGAGACUAAAAAUGAUAAAAAUGAGGGCGGGCAGAGAAAGAAAAUUCCAUACAUUCUGAGAAAAGAUGAAAACGCUCAUUUGUUUUAAUGAUUACGUCAGAACCAUUUGUACAAGAAAAUGGCGUAAGAUGAGUCUUUGGGUUAAAAAGAAAUUCAGAAGUAUUGCCAGACGACUACCCUGAGUUUUGAAGAUAAUCACAGGACAGGGCUUCUGGGACUAAAUUUGUCUUAUUGACAGGACCAGCGAUGAAGAUGUUUUGGCAAAUGUAGUAGGGCAAGGGCACUCGGCUAUCAACAUCAGCUUUUGGGCAUAUGGAUCUGAUGUAUUUGCUACGCAAAGGGCAUUUAAAGCAAAAGCAUUUUUCGGCUUUCAGUAGAUAAGGAGUAGGGUCACCUAUCGAUCGAUAAGGAUCAUAACAGUUUAGCAGUUAAAUCAGUAAGGUGGGUGGUGUUCUCCUUACUGUUCACCUUGAAAACAUUUUUAGAUAAAAAAAUUUGAAUAAAAAUUAUAAAAGACUGACUGACUUACAAAAUUCAAGCAGCUCUACACCAUCCCAUUCCAGCAAAACCACUCCACACAAGAGACAGAAGAAAACAUGUAGUACCUGACGAGGAAGACUUCAAAACCUAAAGCUAUUCUUUGAGAGAAAGUGUUCAGUACAACAGAGAAAGUGUUCUGUACAACUGUAUUCUUUUAGAGGGAAAGUGUUCUGUGCAACAUAUUAAAAAUCGAUCGAACGCAGCUGAUCUUGAAAAUUUAAGUUAUUGGAAUAACCCAAAACUUAUUUGAAACUGAUAACGGUAUGAGACAAAAAAACUAAUUCUAAAGAUUUAGCUAGAUUGUUAUUUUGGGACUGAAAUGUCAAAGUGAGGCAACAACAUAUAAUUCUGGAAAGUAAAUUUAUUUAUAUAA